This is a messenger RNA of Calypte anna (Anna's hummingbird), 972 nucleotides long. It is a transcript of the gene DYNLT5, whose product is annotated as Tctex1 domain containing 1. The record is from RefSeq and is a predicted model, not a curated record. Gene Ontology annotation, biological process: microtubule-based movement. NCBI's taxonomy places the organism in Eukaryota, Metazoa, Chordata, Aves, Apodiformes, Trochilidae. Gene Ontology annotation, cellular component: cytoplasm; cytoplasmic dynein complex. The transcript is spliced from 3 exons. Gene Ontology annotation, molecular function: dynein intermediate chain binding. The coding region runs from base 61 to 414 and encodes 117 amino acids.
CGCGUUGCAAUGGCGGCCGCCCCCUUCCCGCCCUUUCUCGUCCCCUGAGACGGAGCGGGGAUGGAUGGCGGAGACCCCCGCUCGGGUCCCCGCAAGAGCUUUCCGGUGGCGGCGGUGGAUGAGAUCCUGAGGGAUGUGUUGGGGAGCUCCCUGAGGGAGCAGCGCUACGAAGCGGAGCGGUGCAGGGAGAUGGUGAAGGAUAUUGCUGAGGUGAUUAAAGCUCGGGUGAAGGAGCUGAUGGUACCCAGGUACAAGGUUGUUGUGGUGACACAUAUUGGGCAGCUGAAUGAGCAGAGCAUGCAGAUUGGCAGCAGGUGCCUGUGGGAUCCUGCAAGUGACACCUUUUCAUCCUAUGUGUUCAAGAACUCUUCCCUGUUUGCUCUUGCAGUUGUCUAUGCUGUCUAUUUUGAGUGAAGGAGGGAGCUGAGUUUAACCCUGGGAGAAAUAUCCAUUCAGCAUUCCUCUUUCUGGUGCUGCAAAUGGUUGUGAGGGACCAAGGCAACAUUUCACCUGGUUUGAAAUGUCACCAGAAGUCUUUCUGCAGUGAAUUCUGUUUCUCAGAGCUUUCUCUGGGAAUGCUGCUCUGUGACAUGCAGUUUUGCACCUAAUCUGCUUUCAGAACCCCCUAUCCCUGUAGUGUUUUGGGUUUUUCUCCAUGAUUUUACCUUCUCUAUAUAAUCCCCAAGUGAAGGGGGAGUAAAACAAAGGUCCCUACCAACCCCUAACAUUGUGAUUUCAGAACUAUCCAUGCAGUUAGUGCACAGCUGAAAGUAGAGCAGUCAGUUAGAUGGCAACAACUCUUUGUGCUCAUGACUUAAAACUUUAAACCACUAUUAGCACUUUGUGGAACCCAAACCACUCAACCUGAGCUGCCCCUGCAGCCCUUUGCCAGUUUGCACUAGUGUACUAAAAUUUAGUGUACUAAAAAAAAAAAAAAAAAAACAACCAAACACAGACAACUGCAAUUAAAGA